Messenger RNA from Rotaria socialis, 435 nucleotides. The record is from the annotation of a GenBank genome assembly. NCBI's taxonomy places the organism in Eukaryota, Metazoa, Rotifera, Eurotatoria, Philodinida, Philodinidae.
AUGAAGACAGCACAUGUUGUUAUUUUACUAUUGAUCUGUUUUAAUUGUUUAACACUCAUACAUGCUUUUUCACUUUGUCAAGAGGGUUCAAUGUUUCCUGAUUGGAUGAUUGGAAAUUUUCACGCACAAUUUGCCGAUGGCUCAUCGGCAAAUGGAAGCUUUGGUUUAUGGUAUGCAAAUGUUACGUUCUCCACUGGUGAUUAUGGUCGGUUAACAAUGACAUCACCACUACAUAAAGGUGAUGGUUUUUAUGUAUUUCAUGAAUGUGUUCAUAUUAAUGGAGUGGAACCUCAGCAUCGAUGCUCACUUUUAGUUCGUAAUCCUAUUGGUGGUUAUACGGAAUAUAUUCAUAAAGAUCCCAAACUUGUUCCUCUCUGUCCAAAAUCAUUAGUCUCAUUAGACCUUGAAAUUGAAAUUGUUACUAAAAUCAACUAA